CCGCAAGGCUAAAAGACAAAAAGAAAAUAGCCCUGUUUCCCUUGUUCAUUCCGACCAAAUACAAUGAACCGAACGUUCUUACGGUAUGCUCGAAACAACAUUAAUGGAUGGACAAAAGUAGUUGCGCCAAGCUUAAGAUAUAUCUGAUAUCAGUUGUUCUAUUUCCAAAAAGUCAAGUACCGGCUGCUUCGCGUGCAUUUGUGCGUCGACCUGCAUUACGCGCCACGACCCAUAAUACUAACCCUACGUCAUCGUGUCGCCGUCUAUACGCAACUGCCAACAAUAACAAUAAAACAGCUCAGCGAUCCUCUUUGAUUUCACGACAAACUGCAAAGGAAUGGAAAGAAUUGAGUACUCCUCAGAAGGUGGUUGCUGCUUCCAAGGUGACGGUCGACCUUGGUGUCAUUCUCACAGGUUUGGCACUGACUUCUGUGUUGCUCUACUUUGUUGGAUCUGAGCUCUUUGGAUCGGAUAGUACAACGGCCAUAUUUUCAGAUGCUGUCGAUCGUAUCCGUGUUCAUCCAGAGCUAUCUGAACUGCUGGGCGCACCAAUUAAAGGCCAUGGCGAACCGAGCCGAAACAGAAUGAAGAGAAACAGACGUAUCCAUCAUCAGAUUGUGAACGAUGCUCAGGGCAACCCUCAUUUGUUUAUGCGAUUCUAUGUUGAAGGACCCAAUGGAGAAGGUACCGCCAUGUUGGAGAUGAUCAAGGAUGACAAGGGCAGCUGGCAAUACAAACAAUUGUUCUGCGAUGUACCCGGUCAAGGAUACCCUUCGCGUCGCUACUUUGUGGAGGAUAAUAGAUCUUGAAUAAAUAAACAAAAAGGCUGGUCAGCAGGGAU
This is a messenger RNA of Zychaea mexicana, 841 nucleotides long. RefSeq names its product TIM21-domain-containing protein. The coding region runs from base 108 to 809 and encodes 233 amino acids. The transcript is spliced from 4 exons. Lineage: Eukaryota; Fungi; Mucoromycota; Mucoromycetes; Mucorales; Lichtheimiaceae. Gene Ontology annotation, biological process: protein import into mitochondrial matrix. The record is from RefSeq and is a predicted model, not a curated record. Gene Ontology annotation, cellular component: TIM23 mitochondrial import inner membrane translocase complex.